AUGUUCCUGACCCGGCUGCCGGUGCCGCCUGGCACCGACCACCACCCGCGCUACCUGCUGCGCUCCACCGCGUACUUCCCGCUCAUUGGCGCAGCUGUGGGGCUGUGGGGUGCCGUCUUCUUCACUGCGGGCGCCGCCCUGUGGCCGCGGCCCAUCGCCGCAGGCGUGUCGACACUCGCCACAGUCUGGCUUACAGACGGCUUUGGCGGGGGCUGGGGCCGUGCCCAGAUCCUGCGCAUCAUGCGCGACAGCCGUGUAGGGACAUACGCGCUCGUGGGGGUGGCCAUCCUGCUGCACAUAAAGAUUACCGCCAUGCAGUCGCUGCCAGAUGCGGCCUCGGUCAUUGUUGUGGCACAUUGUGUCAGCCGCUGGCCCUCCCUGCCCCUCCUCACAUUCUGUGAAUACAUUGAGGACGAUGAGCACGCGAAAGCCGGGAUGUACAACGUUAUGGCGCGCUGCCAGCCACUCCUCACCUGGCCCCGCUUCCUGUUGGGCACACUCGUUUCGCUGGCCGUGCCGGCGCUGGUGCUGGGCGCUCACGGCACGCUGGUGGUGUGGGCCACGACGCUGGUCAUCACCACGUCGUCCAUCUACUACUGCCGCGCCAUCAUCCAGGGUGUCGUGGGGGACUACAUAGGUGCCACAAUUGUGAUAACUGAAAUUGCAGUUUAUCUGGCGCUGUCUGCUGACUGGGCGGCACUGGCGGCGGAGGACGGCUGGCGACCCAUCUUGGUGCUGCUAGCUGCGCUGGUGGUGCCUGUCGUGUGGGGCCGCCGCAUUGUCGACUUCAGCUGCUGA
Messenger RNA from Monoraphidium neglectum, 798 nucleotides. RefSeq names its product Cobalamin synthase. The coding region runs from base 1 to 798 and encodes 265 amino acids. Gene Ontology annotation, molecular function: cobalamin 5'-phosphate synthase activity; adenosylcobinamide-GDP ribazoletransferase activity. The transcript is spliced from 6 exons. Gene Ontology annotation, biological process: cobalamin biosynthetic process. NCBI's taxonomy places the organism in Eukaryota, Viridiplantae, Chlorophyta, Chlorophyceae, Sphaeropleales, Selenastraceae. The record is from RefSeq and is a predicted model, not a curated record.